AUGGCUACUAAGACGUGUGCAGCACCAAAUUGUGGCAAGGAGACCACAUCCAACUUGAAAUGUCCGAUUUGUCUGAAACAAGGACUGAACCAGUAUUUCUGUAACUCAAACUGUUUCAGAGGUUCAUUUUCCCGUCAUAAGGCAAUCCAUAAAAAGGAAGGUAUUGAAACGUACGAUCCAUAUCCGGAGUACGACUAUAGGGGCACUCUAAGACCUGUUUUCCCCUUGACUCCAAGACGGGAGGUUCCAGACUCUAUUGCCAAACCGGACUAUGCGAAGAACGGUGAGCCAACAAGUGAGUUGAAGAAUGACAGAACAAACAAAAUCAAGGUUUUGAGUGGUGAAGAAAUCGCCAAAAUGAGAGAGGUAUGUAAGCUAGGUAGGGAGGUUCUCGAUGCUGCAGGCGCAAUGGUUAGACCAGGCGUAACUACUGAAGAGAUUGACCGGGUUGUUCACGAGGAAAGUAUCAAAAGAGGAGGAUACCCAUCACCUUUGAACUAUUUCAACUAUCCUAAAUCCGUCUGUACUUCUGUGAACGAGGUAAUUUGCCACGGUAUUCCUGAUGCAAGGCCAUUGCAAGAUGGCGAUAUUGUCAAUAUCGAUGUUUCCCUAUAUAAGGAUGGUUUCCAUGCUGAUCUUAAUGAGACCUACUAUGUCGGCGAUAAGGCAAAAAGUAAUCCAGAUACUGUCAGACUAGUCGAAACGACACGGGAAGCUCUUGACUUGGCCAUUGCUGCAGUUAAGCCCGGUAUCCCUGUUCGUGAGUUUGGUAACAUCAUUGAGGAGCAUGCAAAUAAGAACAACGUGUCCGUUGUGAGAACCUACUGUGGCCACGGUGUAAACAAUCUCUUCCAUUGCCAGCCUGAAAUCCCCCACUAUGCCAAAAACAAGGCCAUUGGUACCUGUAAGCCGGGCAUUUGCUUCACCAUUGAACCUAUGCUUAAUUUAGGCACUUAUAGGGAUGUCUUAUGGCCAGAUGGAUGGACCUCAACUACAGCAGACGGAAAAUUCAGUGCACAAUUUGAACACACAUUACUAGUCACCGAAGACGGUGUCGAGGUUUUGACAGCAAGAACAGCUGCCUCCCCAGGAGGCCCUGUUCCUAGGAUUUGA
Molecule: messenger RNA, 1113 nt
Organism: Pichia kudriavzevii
Lineage: Eukaryota; Fungi; Ascomycota; Pichiomycetes; Pichiales; Pichiaceae
Exons: 1
Coding region: 1-1113 (370 amino acids)
Biological process (GO): proteolysis
Molecular function (GO): metalloaminopeptidase activity
Source: RefSeq, a predicted model, not a curated record